Bufo bufo (common toad) is the source of this 948-nucleotide messenger RNA. RefSeq names its product TATA-box binding protein associated factor 12 (gene TAF12). The record is from RefSeq and is a predicted model, not a curated record. Gene Ontology annotation, biological process: RNA polymerase II preinitiation complex assembly; DNA-templated transcription initiation. Gene Ontology annotation, molecular function: TBP-class protein binding; protein heterodimerization activity; DNA binding. The transcript is spliced from 7 exons. Gene Ontology annotation, cellular component: SAGA complex; transcription factor TFIID complex; SLIK (SAGA-like) complex. NCBI's taxonomy places the organism in Eukaryota, Metazoa, Chordata, Amphibia, Anura, Bufonidae. Bases 63 to 707 code for a protein of 214 amino acids.
GGCGACUCGAGCGCGUGACGUACUUCCGGUCGGUGAGAAAGCGGAGGAGGAGGCCGGUGACCAUGACCUGUGUGCUCAGCGGUCCCACCGCCGUGUGCGAUGUCAUUACAGAGCUAGAGGCUCAGCUGGCCCUUCUUGGGCCUGGGCCCCAUACACCAAAGCAGCGUGCAGACGUAUCCCGGCUGGGUGAGUUAAGAGGGAAGGCGCUCCAGAUUAUGAACCAAUUCGGAGCACCGACGCUCAUCAACCUGUCCAGCUUUUCCUCUCCCACCACCAUGUCUGCCCCUGCCACUGUGAAGCAGGAACCAGUCAUGGCCAACAGUACUCCAAGCAACAAAGUACCUGGAGCAGCGGCAGGAGGAGGACGUGCAAGUCCAGAUGCUAACCAGGUUCUUACCAAAAAGAAGCUUCAUGAUCUGGUGAGAGAAGUGGAUCCAAAUGAGCAGUUAGAUGAGGAUGUGGAAGAGAUGCUCCUUCAGAUCGCAGAUGAUUUCAUUGAAAGCGUGGUAUCCGCAGCCUGCCAGCUGGCCCGACACAGGAAAUCCAACACACUUGAAGUUAAAGAUGUUCAGCUGCAUUUAGAGAGACAAUGGAAUAUGUGGAUUCCUGGAUUUGGAUCAGAAGAAAUCAGGCCCUAUAAAAAGGCGUGUACAACUGAGGCUCACAAACAGAGAAUGGCUUUAAUAAAGAAAACACAGAAGAAAUAGACCUCCCGGCUGCUAUACCCACACUCCUUGUUUGACUCGUCCAUCCUGCAGGAACUAGUGCAGGCACCACCUCUUCAGAGAAGAGCCUAAUUUUGGAGAUGAAUCCCCACACCUAGUGAUGUGGACUUGGCUUUAUAUUAGUCCUGCAUUAUAAAACCCUCUGGCAGGGAACGUUAAACUGUCAUUACCUUUUGUAUAUAUAAAAGACAGGAACUUGUUUGAUUAAAGAUUAUUAAUGUUA